Molecule: messenger RNA, 1358 nt
Organism: Medicago truncatula (barrel medic)
Lineage: Eukaryota; Viridiplantae; Streptophyta; Magnoliopsida; Fabales; Fabaceae
Product: cinnamoyl-CoA reductase 1
Exons: 6
Coding region: 216-1208 (330 amino acids)
Molecular function (GO): oxidoreductase activity, acting on the CH-OH group of donors, NAD or NADP as acceptor
Source: RefSeq, a predicted model, not a curated record
UAAGAAAUAAAAUGUACACGUAACAUGGAUGGACCACUGAAUCACAUGACACAGGCAUGAGUGGACUUUUUCUGAAUAAUAUAAUUGUUCUUUCUUUGAGUCCAUACUAUAAUUGUUAAGUGAGUUAAGUUAAUGAAUGAUUUUUUUUAUUUAAGGAUUCAGAUUUGUGUUUGUUACACUGAGAUUAUUUGAUAGUAAGAGAAGAGGAGGAGAUAAUGGAAGCAAGUGGGGGUGUUAAUAACAAUAAGAAGGUGUGUGUAACUGGAGCAGGAGGGUUUGUAGCAUCAUGGCUUGUUAAACUUCUUCUUUCCAAAGGUUACUUUGUCCAUGGAACUGUUAGAGAGCCUGGUAGUCCGAAAUAUGAACACUUGCUGAAACUGGAAAAAGCUUCUGAGAACCUUACACUCUUCAAAGCAGAUAUCUUGGAUUACGAAUCAGUUUACUCGGCAAUUGUUGGAUGCAGUGCAGUUUUCCAUGUUGCUAGCCCUGUACCUUCAACAGUUGUACCUAAUCCUGAGCUUAAUCUGCAGGUGGAAGUGAUUGAGCCUGCAGUGAAGGGAACUGCUAAUGUACUUGAAGCUUGUCUCAAAGCUAAUGUGGAACGUGUCGUCUUUGUAUCAUCUGCAGCUGCUGUUGCUAUCAACCCUAAUUUACCAAAAGAUAAAGCGAUCGAUGAGUCUUGUUGGUCUGACAAAGACUACUGUAAAAAUACUCAGAACUGGUACUGUUAUGCCAAGACAGAAGCAGAAGAACAGGCCUUCAAUUUCGCGAAAAGAACUGGACUUAACGUGGUAACCAUUUGUCCUACUCUUGUUUUGGGACCAAUUUUACAGUCGACCACAAAUUCAAGUAGCUUGGCUCUCAUCAAAAUUUUAAAAGAAGGACACGACUCAUUGGAGAAUAAGCUCCGUUGGAUUGUUGACGUACGAGACGUAGUUAAUGCAAUACUUUUGGCUUAUGAGAAUCACAAGGCAGACGGGAGAUACAUCUGCACUUCACACACUAUCAACACACGAGAUUUGGUGGAGAGAUUGAAGAGUAUAUAUCCCAACUACAAGUACCCUACGAACUAUAUUGAGAUGGAUGAUUACAAAAUGCUGAGCUCAGAGAAACUGCAAAGUUUGGGUUGGAAAUUCAGGCCAUUGGAGGAAACACUCAUUGACUCUGUUGAGAGCUAUAAGGAGGCUGGACUACUUCAAUCAGCAUAAUUUUAGUUCUCCUAAAACCUAAAUAAAUGUGACUACUUGUUUAGCAUCUCCAUAUUAGAAUGGAUUUGUGAGCGUCUUUCAGUUUAUGUAUUUUCUUUUGUUUCUCAAACCAAUUAAUGAGUGCUUUUAAAUUUACAAUGUGUUACUAAA